AUGUCGCGCAUCAUCACAGCUGCGGUCCUCCUCUACAUCCUCGCCGUCGCUGCCGUCAGCGCGGUGGCCGAGGCCCCAGCAGAGUCACCGAACGCCAGCACUCCUGCCAAGGCACCCGAGUCUGGAGCCAAGAGGACUACUGCCCCCGCUAAGGUCCCCGAAGCCGCUGCCGCCACCUCCACCCCCGCCGCCGCGCAGGCCCCAUCGUCUUCGUCUAGGAAGUCUGGUCCAGCUGCCGCGCCGACCACCGCCUCUACUACACCGCCUUCUUCUUCUUCCACGGACGAGGAGUUGGUCCCUUCCCCGGCAGCAUCCACCGCGCCAGCGGUGUCCCCUGCCGCUGACGGGCCUGCUGAGGGACCGGCGGCUGCUGAUGACUCCGGUGCUGCUACCCUUGGAAGCGGAGCUGCCAUCGCCGGCGUUGCCGCUGCUGUCGCUACUAUGAUCUUCUACUGA
Miscanthus lutarioriparius is the source of this 456-nucleotide messenger RNA. The record is from the annotation of a GenBank genome assembly. NCBI's taxonomy places the organism in Eukaryota, Viridiplantae, Streptophyta, Magnoliopsida, Poales, Poaceae.